Molecule: messenger RNA, 865 nt
Organism: Prorocentrum cordatum
Lineage: Eukaryota; Dinophyceae; Prorocentrales; Prorocentraceae
Source: the annotation of a GenBank genome assembly
UGGUUGCCCAAGGCCUUUGCAUCCUCAACGCGCGUCCUUAUGAUACAGGCCGACUGUACGCAUUGUCGGAGUAGUACCACCGCCGCAGUCGUCACCGUCGACCCGCAGCUGUUUCGAGUCACGCCUGCGUUUGACAAUCACUGCAGCCCCCCAGCGUCUCGCCGAAGACCAAUGCAGCUCUGUCCCCGCGCCCUUCUCCUGCUGCUGGCGGUGUUGCCAUGCGCAGGGGCGGCGAGGGUCCGCAAUGGCGUCACGCCUAUAGGGAAGGUGAUCGACAUGCUCACUGGCCUCCAGGGGAAGCUCUCGAAGGAAGCUGAGGGGGAGACAAAGGCGUACGAGGAGCAGAUGGAUAAUUGCAAGUUUGGCACCAAGGACCUCGGUUUCGAAAUCCAAACUGCAGAGGGCGAGAUCGACGAUUUGACGGCCACCAUCGAAAAAGCAAAAGCAGAUCUGGUAUCAGAGACUACCAGGAUCGAGGCUCUUGCUGCUGACAUCUCGGAGGCAGAGGCUGAGCUCAAGGCAGCCAAGACCAUUCGCGCCAACGAGAGCUCCGAGUUCGUCACUGCCGAGAAGGAAUUGGUCGACGUCAUUGACACGCUGAACCGCGCCAGCAACAUGUUGCAGCGCAAGUUGGGCAAGUCCGCUUUGGUACAGCAGAAGGUGGACAGCGGCAGCGUCGCGUCGCUGCUCCGCUCCCUGGGGGCCGUCGUCGAGGCGGCCGCACUGCCGGUGGGCGACCGCAAGAGGCUGAUGGCGCUGGCCCAGGGCAGCGCGGAGGACCAGGCCGACGGGCAGGAGCUUGGCGCGCCCGCGGCGGAAGCGUACAAGGCGCACGGCGGGAACAUCCUCGAGGUGCUCGAGGACA